Molecule: messenger RNA, 3375 nt
Organism: Somion occarium
Lineage: Eukaryota; Fungi; Basidiomycota; Agaricomycetes; Polyporales; Cerrenaceae
Source: the annotation of a GenBank genome assembly
GUUCUCUGCGUGCCCUUACCCACUACUUCGAUCUUCUUGGAUAUCUUUUACUCUGUUAGAUUCUAUUUUGUAUACUUUAUCCCAGGUUUCUACUCUCGAUUCACGAAAGUAAUGAGUAGCGGUCUCGCGAAAGGUGUCCCAGUUGUUCAUGUAUCUCCAGAAGAGGUCUACCAAGUCAUAACCAAUGCUGCCUCUCAAGACCCCGCGAAGGUCAAGACUUCCUCCGAACGACUCAAGCAGUUGUUGGAUAUGACAGGAGCUUUUGAUGCACUUUCUGAGAUUUCAGUCCAACAGGCCGUGCCAUUGCCGGUUCGCCAACAAGCGAUCAUUCAGCUAAAGAACAACCUAACCAACCAUUGGCGAUCUCGAAAGAUUCUUCCAGAUCAGCGAGAACGCAUCAAAAGCCGUUGUCUUUCGCUUGUUAACGAGCAGGACGAUUUGAUAUGUGAAUGUAAUGAAAUUAUUACGGCAAAGAUCGCCCGUUAUGAGUACCCACAGCAGUGGCCGAACGUGCUCCCAGACCUUGUUAACGUGGUCAACAGCAACAUCUCUGCACGAUACAGUGGAACUCCUUCAAACUUUCUUCAGCUUCGACGUGCUCUCGAGCUUUUGAACGCUAUAUUGAAAGAAGGUUCUGCCCAAAGAAUGUUGACCGGCGUCAGGACAAUGUCCAAGAUCGUUGAACAGUUGCAUCCAAUCUUGCAUUCUCACUAUUCCACUGUUGCAGCUUCGUUAUCGUCGUUGAGUCCGACCAGCGUUUCAUCAUUGAACACGGCAGAAGAUCUUCUUCUCGCACAUCUGGUCUACAAGUGUUUAGCAAAAGGUGCGGUAUGGAUGUGGCAAAAGAUGAAAACUCCCGACGAACGACUGAAAGUGGACCCGUGGCUAAAUGACCUCGUUCAAAGCUCAGUCUUGCAAUUGAGAACACUCUCGGAACUUCGCAUCAACAUAGUCAUAGCGCUUCUACCCAACGACCGGCUGAUAGAGCCCAACCCGCGACAAUGUGUCACUACCCUUUAUCGUCAUGUCUAUCUCAUUGGAAAGUUCUUCCGACGAUUGCAACAACUGGACGCGGCUCGUUUCGUCACAAUGCCCCUAUGCAGUGACCUCGUCCACUACUACUGGAGUAAAGUAGUUCAGGCAACAGAUUCUCCAGCUGAUUUCAUCGGAGAUUCACCGCUCAGUGUAUUCCCUGUUCGUUUCCUCGUGCAAGGAAUGGUUAUCUUCAAAGAGAGUAUUGCUCAAUGGGCACCCGUACGUAAAGAUGGCAGCUAUAAAGAACAAGUCUUGCCUAGGGCCUUCGUCGAGGAGGCUGUAAAGCUUCUUGUGACCCGAUUCAUUCCGCUCAACCCAGCUGACCUUGAAGGAUGGAUGGCUGAUCCGGAGGAAUGGGUCAACGUGGAAGAGAGUGAAAACGACCACUGGGAGUAUGAACUCAGACCUUGCGGAGAACGUGUUCUUAUGACCCUAGCCAGUCAAUGUGGAGUAUAUGUGCAGCCUCUGCUAGAGACGACAUGGAAAGAGAUACGAGGUCUACCUGCAUCAGAUUUGACUACUAUCCUCCAGAAGGAAGCUCUUUACUGUGCCAUUGGAAGGUGUGCGAUUCGCAUGAAAGAUUCCAUACCAUUCGAAGAGUGGUUGCAAACCAAUCUCGCACCAGAAGCUCGAGAUACGAACCCUAGCUACCCUAUCAUCAAGCGAAGGAUUGCCUGGCUCAUUGGCAAGUGGAUAUCGAGUGAAUGUUCUAGUCCCAACAACCCGAUGGUAUGGGAGGUUCUCGUCCAUCUACUGCGAGAUCGGGGCCCUGGAACGGAUGCAGUUGUCAGACUUACUGCUGCCGUCGCCAUACGUGAAUGCAUCGAUACACUCCAAUUCGACUUGAACGUCUUCCUUCCGUACCUUCAACCGGUUGUCACUGAGCUCCUACGUAUCAUGGCUGAAGCAGACACUCUAGAAAGCAAGAGGCGCAUUGCCAAUUGCCUUGGUUUGGUGAUUGAACGUGCGGAGUUACAUAUUGUUCCUCUGAUGAGUGCGAUUGCCACAUCGUUGCCUCAGUUAUGGGUGGCAGCGGAAGAGGAUUGGCUACUGAAGGCUUCCCUUCUUGAAACGCUUUCAAAACUCUGCGAUUCGACCAAAGAACAUUCCGCCCCUCUGUGUGCCCUUGUUGUGCCUAUGGUUCGAGACAGCUUCACACCUUCUGCAAAAGCCCAGCUCGACGAGGAUGCACUCAAUCUUUGGCAAACAGCGUUACGACAAACUAACACCAUCGACGCGGUCAGUGGUCAACCCGGAUUGAUUGAAUUACUACCACUUGCGAUCGACCUCCUGUCGAACAAUCUUGAUCUUCUCGGUAAAAUCGUCGCUAUUUUGGAGUCUUAUUUCCUUCUGGACGCGACGCGUAUAUUGCAGUUGGGCGCUCUGGAUGUGUUUAAAGGGUUCGUUCAUGGCUUGAAGCAUGCACUAUCUUUCAAUCAGAAACACAUGAUGCAAGCCCUCGACUUACUGGUACAAUUCACUCCCCCCACGUUGUACGCGGAUGCUAUUCAUCAAAGUGGACUGCUACGAUACAUCGUCCAAGCUUUCAUAGACGAUCAAGCUCCAGCGGUUGUGCUGACGGAGUUUGUUUACUUCCUUGCGAGAUUAGCUAUUGCAGAUAAGCAAAUAUUCUUGCAAUUAGUGUCGGCCACAGCCGCCGCUAUGAACUUGAUGGAGACGCAGGUCUGGGAACCCAUCCUGAAUCAAUGGUGGACACGGUUUGACAACAUGUCUGAACCCCGAAGUCGAAAACUUGUAGCUAUGGGGAUUGCGAAUUUGGUCUCUACUGGGCGACCUGAGGUUCUCGAUCGUCUCGCUACCGAGAUAUGCAAUCUUUGGCUUGACGUCUUCGGGGAGAUCAAGGAGGCUAGGGAGAAGGCCGACGAAGACCCAUCUUCAUUGACAUUGUACUGGGACAAACCAGCAGAGCAACUUUUUGUCGAUUUCGAGGGUAGCCUGGAAUUCGAUCGUCGCAAAGCGGCAUAUGAGAACGAUCCUGUGCGCACGACGCAACUCGUCACAUACGUCGCUGCUCGCCUACAUGAAGCUGAAAUGGCUUGUGGAGGCCCAACUGCAUUGCAAUCACAAUGGUUGGCGAAGGCGGAUCCUACUGUGCUGAAGCAAAUUCAGGAUGCGUUGGCGGGAAGGUAGAAAUUAUCUUUCAUUGAUAGAGGAGACAAGAAGACGGCUUGGAUACCUAUUUUUCAACAUGUCGGAAAUCUAUAGCACACAUCUAAUUUCUAUAGCGUCUCAUUGUUUUUUUGCUUGGAUACAAUGGUCAAUCUGCAUAAACGUAUCAUUGCUUAUGCUCUUUUAAUGCAUUGAAGACUAAGGUUACAC